UGAUGUGACCAGCUGGUGACCUAUACCACGUUAUUCCAAUAGGGGUUAUAGUACUUUACAAUUUCCGUGAUUUCGAGCACGUCGUGUUCCAGUGCCCGAUGCGAGGUUCGAAUAUCUCUGCGAGUACUUCAAGCCUGUGAGCAAGGUGCCGGCCUUCCUCAACGUGGUGGACAUCGCCGGGCUGGUGCAAGGCGCCGCGGAGGGCAAGGGCCUGGGCAACGCCUUCUUGUCGCACAUCAAGGCUUGCGACGCGCUCUUCCACCUAUGCCGCGCGUUCGACGACCCGGACGUGACGCACGUGGAGGGCGAGGUGGACCCCGUGCGCGACCUGGACAUCAUCAGCGAGGAGCUGCGCCUCAAGGACGAGGAGUACCUGCUGGGCCACCUCGACAAGAUGGAGCGCACCGACAUGCUCUGCAAGUUCAAGACGAUGAUGGUGGAUGAGAAGACGCAUCUGCGUUUUGGAGACUGGAACGCUAACGAGAUUGAAUGCCUUAAUAAGCACCCAUUUAUCACGACGAAACCAGUGGUAUAUCUCAUCAACUUGUCAGAGAAAGACUAUCUCAAGAAGAAGAACAAGUUGUUGAAGAUUAAGGAGUGGGUUGACAAACACGAUCCCGGAGCUACGAUCAUCCCUUUCUCAGGGGUGUUUGAAAACAAGCUUGCAGACAUGGAGGAACCAGAGCGGGCACGUUUCUUGGAGGAAGUUAAAUCAACGAGUGCUCUGGAGAAAAUCAUCGUACAGGGCUACAAGGCACUGCAGCUGCAGUACUUUUUCACUGCAGGCGCCGACGAGGUCAAAGCUUGGACCAUUCAGAAAGGAACUAAAGCUCCACAAGCUGCUGGUAAAAUUCAUACUGAUUUUGAAAAAGGAUUCAUUAUGGCUGAAGUGAUGAAAUAUGAUGAUUUCAAGGAAGAAGGGUCUGAAACGGCAGCUGCUGGGAAAUAUCGUCAACAGGGUAGAAACUAUGUUGUUGAAGAUGGAGAUAUUAUUUUUUUUAAAUUUAAUGCAGGAGCAGGUUUGAAAGAUGCAAAAAAGAAAUGAUGGCAGGGAGUUCUUGUUGUGCUGCUUGUACACCUGUAUCUCAAUAUGGUGCUUUUUUCGUAUUGCAGCCUCCUAAAAUGAUGAUUUGAAAUGAUUUCAUGAACAUUACCCAAUUCCAUCAUUGAUGUGAUGUUUUGUUUUAAAACCUGAUUUUUUUUAAUGCUCUCCUGUUUAAAAUGAUUUUUUUAAAGUGUUAUAUACAUUCAUAUUUGAUCCUUUUCCAUAAUUCAUGAAUUUUACUUUUUUAUGAGCUUGAAUAUUUUCUAUGUUUUUCCUUUCUUCAGUGAAGAUUUUCUUAAAUUAACUACAGAUUUCAGUGAUGUUGUCCAUGUUAGCAAAUAUUUGCAAUUUUCUUUACUUUGUUUAUCAGUUAAUUUAUCUUACAAGUGAAUGUAAAAUUCAUUCUAUUUAAAAAUGAAUGUCUGAAGUCAAUUGUAUAGUAUCUUCAGUGUUGAAAUGUUUUAAAAUAGCUAAAUGAACAAUUAAACAAAUUCCUACAUUAUUUCACCCUCCACAGUGGCACUGUUAAUGGUCUUGGAAAAUAAGAUGUAGAAUUCUAUGAAAAUACACUGUUGUAAUGAAAGAUAAUAACAGACUUUUUGUACUUUGUAAAACUGGAAUGUCACUAUUUUAAUAGCAAUUCCAGAAAUUGCAGCACUAUGCUUUUAUUCAUUGCAUUUUUCUUAGUGUCUUUUUUUUUUAAGGGGGGAGGGAUAUAUGUAGUAUUUCUUUUCAGUCAUGACAUGCACAUGCAGUCCAGAAUUUUGCUGAACAAGCCUAUUGAAUGGAGAAAUAUUUUUGUAUAUUCUGUUUACAAAAUUGUCUUUUGCUGAAUAAUAAUAAUAAUAAUAAUAAUUGUCUAUUUAUUGGAGAAGGAUUGACUGAUAUUGAGUCAUGUCAUGCUUUUUUGUUGGAAAACAAUAAAAUAUGACUCAUUGUAAAAUAAUGUAUUUGAAAUAAAAACUUAAAAUUGCACUGAUACUUAUUUACUGAAGGA
This is a messenger RNA of Gryllus bimaculatus (two-spotted cricket), 2042 nucleotides long. The record is from the annotation of a GenBank genome assembly. Lineage: Eukaryota; Metazoa; Arthropoda; Insecta; Orthoptera; Gryllidae.